GUGUGAGAGUGAGAGCGUGCGCGCGCCUCCUGCCCGCAGCCGCCGUAAGUCGCACCGAGCAAACAGCGGCUCUUUUUGUGCUGGACGCACCUGGAGGAGCGAGACCACCCGAACCCGGUACCGAGCCCGGUACCGCCUGGCGCUCACCGCCCCCCGCCGCCGCUCCUGCCGCUCCUGCCGCUCCGGAAACGCACCGCUUCCAACAGGAUUUUACACAAACUGCGGCUCCGCUCAGAGUUGGAAGCUGAUUUUAGCAGGUGGAACUUGUGGAGGUCUGAAGAUCUGAGUGAUGAAACUGAGAGAAACCACUGGAUCUGCUGUCAGCUCCAGUUCCCAGCCGACAAAAUGAAGGAGGAAACCCCACUUGUCCCGAUAAGCAGAGAAGUUCUUUGCACCAAAAGUCCAGACUUCAUCUGUUUGGAAGAAUAAAUAUUAAGAGGAAUAAGACUCCUCCUUACAUCACUGCCUUGCAGCAUCUGGACAAUUUAUUAUUUACCUGAAGACUGUUAACCACAACGACUGUUAUCCCUCUAGAGCCCUUUCCCUUUAAAAUCAUAUUUUUAUAGGUAAUAUUUAAUAGAAUAUAUCUUGACACAUAUUGUGGAUAAAACUGUGGAUUCCUGAGAUUUAACCUAAGAUUUCCAACUGAUUGAAUUCCCAUCCGACACUUUUUGGAUUAGCCCUUAUUUGCAGCGAUGGAUCUUCUAGCUUUUUCUAUCUGGCUGCAAGUGUUCCUCAGCACAUGUCUGGGACUGGAGUUUUUAGGCACACCAGGUCAGUGGGCACGCUACCUCCGCUGGGAUGCCAGCACUCGCGGUGACCUCAGCUUCCAGUUUAAGACAGAGGCCUCAGAAGCGCUGCUGCUGUACUUUGAUGAUGGAGGCUACUGUGACUUUCUGCAGCUGUCGGUGGUGGAGGGCCGGCUGCAGCUGCGCUUCAGCAUUGACUGUGCUGAGACCGGCGUUGUGUCCGACAGGCGGGUAGACGAUGGCAGCUGGCACACGGCCACGCUGAGCAGGUAUAACCUGCGCACUGUACUGGUCCUGGAUGGCCAGGCUAAGGCGGAUGAGGUGCAGCCUCAGCGUCAGUUCAUGAAAAUAGUCAGCGACCUGUUCCUGGGUGGAGUGCCUCAGGACAUCCGCAACGGUGCGCUUACACUGCCAACGGUGCGAAACAUGCAGCCCUUCAAGGGAAGAAUUACAGACCUCAAAUAUGGCGUCUCACAGCCUCUGUUCCUGGGAAGCCUUAAGGUGCCCCUGGAGUCAGAGGGGUGGUGCACCGUGAACCCGUGUGAGAAUGGUGGUACAUGCACGGUGGUGGAUGGAGAGCCGGUCUGCGACUGCUCCAAAACGGAAUACAAGGGCCGCUUCUGCAGUGAAGAGGUCAGCUACAAUUUACCAGGCUUCGCACAUAUGAUGGCAGAACAAGCUAAAAGCAAAGCCAGAGAAGAGAACGUGGCCACCUUCCGCGGAUCCGAGUACUUCUGCUACGAUCUCUCCCAGAACCCCAUCCAGAGCAGCAGCGACGAGAUCACGCUCUCCUUCAAGACGUGGCAGCGUAACGGCCUCAUCCUGCACACCGGAAAGUCAGCUGACUACGUCAACCUGGCGCUGAAGGACGGAGCCGUCUCCCUCGUCAUCAACCUGGGCUCCGGAGCUUUCGAAGCCAUCGUGGAGCCCGUCAACGGCAAGUUCAACGACAACUCCUGGCACGACGUGAAAGUGACCCGCAACCUCCGGCAGGUUACAAUAUCAGUGGAUGGGAUCCUGACCACCACCGGCUACACCCAGGAGGACUACACCAUGCUGGGCUCAGACGACUUCUUCUACGUGGGCGGAAGCCCCAGCACAGCCGACCUGCCCGGAUCUCCAGUCAGCAACAACUUCAUGGGCUGUCUGAAAGAGGUGGUAUAUAAAAACAACGACAUCCGGCUUGAGUUGUCCAGAAUGGCUCGGAUCCUGGACUCAAAGAUGAAGAUCCAGGGUGAGGUGUCCUACAAGUGUGAGAAUGUGGCCACCCUGGACCCCAUUUCUUUUGAGACCCCUGAGGCCUACAUCAGCCUCCCCAAGUGGAACACCAAACGGAUGGGAUCAAUCUCCUUUGAUUUCCGCACCAUCGAACCCAACGGCCUCAUCCUCUUCACGCACGGCAAACUGCAGGAGCGUAAAGAUGCCGCCCGCAGCCAGAAGAACACCAAGGUGGAUUUCUUUGCAGUGGAGCUGUUGGAUGGAAACUUGUACUUGCUGUUGGACAUGGGCUCAGGAACCAUCAAGGUGAAGGCCACCCAGAAUAAAGUUAACGAUGGAAACUGGUAUCAUGUGGACAUCCAGAGGGACGGACGCUCAGGAACCAUCUCUGUGAACAGCAGAAGGACCCCGUUCACGGCCAGCGGUGAAAGUGAGAUCCUGGACCUGGAGGGGGACAUGUACCUCGGUGGGCUUCCAGCCGACCGCGCCAACCUCAUCCUGCCCACCGAGCUGUGGACAGCGAUGCUCAACUAUGGCUAUGUGGGCUGCGUCCGGGACCUUUUCAUCGACGGUCGGAGCAAGGACAUCCGUCAGAUUGCCGAGGCGCAGAAUGGUGCUGGCAUCAAACCCUCGUGCAACAAGCAGCCAGGCAAGCAGUGUGAGAGCUACCCGUGCAAGAACCGAGGCGUCUGCAAAGAGGGCUGGAACCGCUUCAUCUGCGACUGCACUGGCACCGGAUACUGGUCACGUACCUGUGAGAGAGAGGCCUCCAUCCUCUCCUACGACGGCAGCAUGUACAUGAAGGUGGUGAUGCCGACCAUCAUGCACACCGAGGCGGAGGACGUCUCUCUGCGUUUUCGCUCCCAGCGAGCUUACGGCCUCCUCAUGGCCACCACCUCCCGAGACUCGGCCGACACGCUCCGGCUGGAGUUGGACGGCAGUCGCAUCAAACUCACAGUCAACUUAGACUGUAUCAGGAUAAACUGUAACUCCAGCAAGGGACCGGAGACCCUGUAUGCCGGGCAAAAGCUCAAUGAUAAUGAAUGGCAUACAGUGCGUGUGGUGCGUCGCGGCAAAACCUACAAGCUAACGGUUGACGAUGAUGUAGCAGAAGGCCAGAUGGUGGGAGAUCACACUCGGCUGGAGUUCCACAACAUUGAAACCGGCACCAUGACCGAGCGCAAGUUUGUUUCCACCAUCCCGUCCAGCUUCAUCGGCCAUCUACAGAGCCUCAGAUUUAACGGCAUGCUCUACAUCGACUUGUGCAAGAACGGCGACAUCGAUUUUUGUGAGCUCAACGCUCGAUUUGGUGUUCGUUCCAUCAUCGCCGACCCCGUCACCUUCAAGUCUAAGAGCAGCUAUCUGAGCCUGGCCACCCUGCAGGCCUACACAUCCAUGCACCUCUUCUUCCAGUUCAAGACCACCUCCCCAGACGGCUUUAUCCUCUUCAACUCUGGAGACGGCAACGACUUCAUCGCUGUAGAACUUGUUAAAGGGUACAUCCACUACGUUUUUGAUCUUGGAAACGGACCCAACCUCAUAAAGGGUAAAAGUGAACGGGCGCUGAAUGACAAUCAGUGGCACAACGUGGCCAUCACCCGGGACAACAGCAACACCCACACACUGAAGGUGGACGCAACCACCACCAGCCAGAGUAUCAACGGGGCAAAGAAUCUGGAUCUGAAAGGUGAUCUGUUCAUCGCAGGACUGGGUCCAGGCAUGUACGGGAGUCUGCCCAAACUGGUGGCGUCCAGAGAAGGCUUCCAGGGUUGUUUGGCGUCGGUGGACCUCAACGGUCGCCUGCCGGAUCUCCUCAAUGAUGCCUUGUUUCGCAGCGGGCAGAUUGAGCGUGGAUGUGAAGGUCGUGGGGAUCGUCGGACCCCCUCAGGUCCCAGCACCACCUGCCAGGAGGACUCCUGCGCCAACAUGGGCAUCUGCAUCCAGCAGUGGGAGAACUACACCUGCGACUGCUCCAUGACCUCCUACACCGGCACACAGUGCAACGACCCUGGAACCACCUACAUUUUUGGUAAAGGAGGAGGUCUCAUCACGUUCAACUGGCCAGCCAAUGAGAGGCCGAGCACCAGGACGGACAGACUGACCGUCGGCUUCAGCACCUCCCUUAAAGAUGGCAUCCUGGUCCGAGUUGACAGUGCACCUGGGCUGGGAGACUACCUGAUGCUGCACAUACAACAAGGGAAAAUAGGGGUGACCUUCAACAUUGGCACCGUGGACAUCAGUGUGCAGGAGAGCAGCACUCCAGUGAAUGAUGGGAAGUAUCAUGUUGUCCGUUUCACCAGGAAUGGUGGCAAUGCUACACUGCAGGUGGAUAACUGGUCCAUCAAUGAACACUUCCCUACAGGAAACAGCGACAUUGAACGCUAUCAAAUGGCCAAUAAGAAAAUUCCUUUCAAAUAUACCAGACCUGUAGAAGAAUGGCUGCAGGAGAAAGGGCGGCAGUUAACCAUUUUCAACACCCAGGCCACGGUGGCGGUGGGCGGCAGCGACCGAGGCCGACCCUUCCAGGGUCAGCUGUCUGGGCUUUAUUACAACGGGCUGAAGGUGCUGACCAUGGCGGCCGAAGCCAACCCCAACAUCAAGAUUAACGGCAGCGUGAGGCUGGUUGGGGAUGUGCCCAGUGUGGCUGGUUCAGCCAGGACCACGGCCAUGCCAGCAGAGAUGUCCACCACCUUCAUUGAGACGACUACCAUGAUGUCCACCACAACCACACGGAAACACAGAUCCUCCUCAACCGUGCAGCACGGAGCAGAUGAGAUUGUGUCCUCGGCAGAGUGUUCGAGUGAUGACGAGGACCUGGAGGAGUGUGAUACGAACCAUGCAGGUGGGCUAGCACUCCCCACAGAGCCAGGCGUCAGGCGAGUCCCAGGGCCCUCGGAAGUGGUCCGUGAAUCUAGCAGCACCACCGGGAUGGUCAUCGGAAUAGUGGCGGCCGCAGCCUUGUGCAUCCUCAUCCUCUUGUACGCCAUGUAUAAGUACAGGAACAGGGAUGAAGGCUCCUACCAUGUGGACGAGAGCCGGAAUUACAUUACCAACUCAGCUGUGCAGAGCAAUGGCGCUGUCAUGAAGGACAAACAGCAGAGUCUGAAAGGCAGCAACAAGAGACAGAAAAACAAGGACAAGGAGUAUUACGUGUGACUGAGACUUUCGCCAACAUGAGAAAGCGAAGAGAGAAGGCACAAAGAACUUUUAUUAUCAGUUUGCUCGUCAGGAGCUAUGACAAAUGAUGGUAUAACAUGGAACUUGAAUAAUCCUAUACUGUGCUGAGUAGUUGAACUGAUAUGUACUGUAUCAUAAAGCACACUUACUAUUAAGCAGAAGCUUAAUGACAAGGUUAAAUAGCAACUUUAGAGACCUUACACGUCUAUCUGGUCAGAGACAUUGUUGGUAUAGAAAUAUUUCACAGCAUCAUUCUCCGAAGUGACUUUUAGAGCUAUGUGAUCCUUGGCAUUAAACAAUUUUUUGUGAAAUUGUCAGUUACAAAAGGCUCAUAAUCUUAUACAUUUCCAGCAUGUAAGCAACAUGUAGUGCUUAACAAGAGGGGGUAAGGCACACAAUCAAUGUAUAAGUACAAAGGACUCUUGUAUCAAAAUAUUCCAAAUUUUUAUGGUUUAUAAGUACUCUAAGUGUGGUGUCUUACUUAUUUUUGCUUAAAGCAAGAGAAAAAAAAUAUCAAAAAGAAGAGCAAGAAAAGAAAACUCUUUCUGUGUAUAAAAUGAAUCCAAGUGAGUAAAUUGCCAAGGUCAGACCUCAUACCGUCUGUUUGCUCUGGCAUCUAAAUCACCACAAUUAUUCUCAUUGUCUGAUGGACACAGUGACCGUCUUUGUGGAAAGAAUUUGCUGGUGAGAAGCGCCUGAUUGUAAAAUGCAUGCCAUCCUAAUUCCACAGUAAGGUACAGUACAGUUAAAGUCCAGUAUAGAGUGUUGAACUUGGACCACGUCCUCUUUAAUGCAAAAACAGUUCGUCAUCAAAUCGGACUUCCCCUCUUCUGCAGCCCUCCAAAGUAUCACAGAAAAGGUCUAAUUCCCGGUGCACAGCCAGUGGUGGUUUUAUCUUUUUGCAGAACUGUGUGUUGGUUCGGUUCCUAUCAUUCUCUUUUUCUAUGGAGGUGUGAGGAAGAAGACAAAUGCAGUACAACACUGUUAACAAAUGUGUAUACAGAAAUAAAUCAAAUGUGUGAAUUCUAUCUGCUGUCACAGUCGACUGUGUCAAAAAAAUGAGAAAUUUGUUUACAUAUUUUAUUACAUGCUAUCUGUUGUACUUUGUAGGUAGUAAAUUGUACAUAUACCAUGACAGUUGUAAUUUUUAGUACCUCUAUUGUACAGACUGAAGAUAUGAUUUAUCAACAGAUUUCAUGACAAAAUCUAUUAACUGUUAAUUUACAUGAAGAAAGACUUUAACCAGAAUGUGGAGUCAUACUGAUAUUCAUAAAGAAUAAAAAUGUAUUGUUAGCCUAGAAAUCUACAGAGAUGUUUCUAAAGUUGCAUGAAUAUUUAACUACUUGCAGUUGUCCAACAAAUACAAGGUGCCCUUCCUGUUCCACCAUCGCCUGGGGUACGCUGAUUUUUCCUUUUCUUUCUACUUUUUUAUAGAGACAGAGAGUAUAGAGCCAGAAUUAAGAUGAAAACAGCUACAAAGGAUGGGGUUUCACUGUUUAAAGGGACCGAUCACCUCGAGUCAUCGGCAUUACCUCCUUUAUCAUUACUUAACAUACUUCUUUUAAACUUUACUGCUCCUUUAUGUUUCCAUUAUGGUCACUGAUGAUGUGGAGACGUUUUCUUAAAAGUCACAUUUUUCUGUUCAAAUUGUUACUUUUCAUAACUUUUUUCAUUGGUUUGAUAACAAAUAAAACAUUGUUUUUUUCUCUGGAA
Melanotaenia boesemani (Boeseman's rainbowfish) is the source of this 6857-nucleotide messenger RNA. RefSeq names its product neurexin 3a (gene nrxn3a). Lineage: Eukaryota; Metazoa; Chordata; Actinopteri; Atheriniformes; Melanotaeniidae. Bases 696 to 5123 code for a protein of 1475 amino acids. The record is from RefSeq and is a predicted model, not a curated record. The transcript has 24 exons.